Molecule: messenger RNA, 1108 nt
Organism: Cokeromyces recurvatus
Lineage: Eukaryota; Fungi; Mucoromycota; Mucoromycetes; Mucorales; Mucoraceae
Exons: 6
Coding region: 74-832 (252 amino acids)
Biological process (GO): maturation of SSU-rRNA from tricistronic rRNA transcript (SSU-rRNA, 5.8S rRNA, LSU-rRNA)
Cellular component (GO): nucleolus
Source: RefSeq, a predicted model, not a curated record
UUUUUUUUUCUUAUUUUACAUAAGCUAAGCAUAUUUUUUUUCUUCUCUUCUUUUUCUUGUACACUUAUCAAUAAUGUCUUCUUUAGCAAGUUUAAUUAGUAAUGUGAAAGCAAAUACCGCUAACAAUGAUCACAUAAAUAGAAGUUUAAAGAGAAAAGCAACAUUUUCAAAGGAAGAAUUAAGACAACAGAAAAGAAAAGCCCUUCUUAAGAAGAAGGCAGAUGAUAAGAAAGAAUCAAAUGAGCCCAGUAUUGUUGUGUUCGAUGAUUCAGCAUUACAAAAGAAACCUGUUUAUGAAGAUAAAGCAUCAAAAAAACAAUUUAUGAAUUCAAAAAUUACAACACCUGAUCCAUACAACAUUACAACUCCCAAAAAUAAACCUUCUGCAAAAGAACUUGAAGAAGAGGCUGAAAAUCAAAAACAUGAUUUAGAAUUACAUCAACUCUUAAACACCUCAAAUCUUUUAGAGGAACUCGCACAAGAAGAAAUGACAGCAAGAGAAAAAAGAAAGAAUACAAUGAAAAAAUUAGUGGACUUGGGUGCAAAGCCAGCAGCAAAUCAAAAGAUGCCAUUAUCAUUAAAAUUAAGCUUAGAUAAAUCAAGAAAGGAAAGGGAACUUGCUAAACUACAAGAAGCAAAGGAUUUAGGUAUUUACGAUAAAUCAUUAAAGCAUCUAUACAUAAAAACAAAGCCAAAGAAGAGAAACCGUGAUCCUGGCAUUACAAAUGGUAUUGGCAGAAUGAAGGGUGCUACCUUGACUAUUAAACAAUCAGAUAUUGAAAGAAUUCAGAAACAAGGAUCAAAGAAAUCUUCCGGCAAGAAACGACGAUAAAAACGAAGCUAUAAGAUUAAACUUAUUUACAUGUAUACCAUAAUUUUAGACAUUUAGUAAACUUCUUGUACUUUUGCAUAAAGAUGGUAAUUCGAAAAGGAAAAAGGAACAAAAAAAAAAAUUAGAGAGUAACAAGUUGACUUUUACUGUGCAUAAGACAUUACUUAAUGACUAUCAUACUUUCCUUACACGAAUAAUAUCUUAACAUGAACAAUGACCCAUUUUAUUGACAGUGUUUUUUUUUUUUUGAUAACUGCAUAAAAUUGUUUUUUUUUA